AUGAACACAACUGAGAAGUUUUACCUUCCCGUUGAUGGCAUCCUAGAAAUGUUCAACUCUCUCACCGGGCAUCACCAGUCACACAUUAUGCAUCCAGUCCUGCAGAGCACAGUCCUCGCCCCAGUACUCCAGCAUCCCAAAGUCUCAAACAUAUCGAAGACAGGCAUGGGCAUCAUCAAAACAGUUCAAGGGCGCUGGAGCCAGCAGGAUAAGAGAGUGGUUACAAGUAGAUCCUCAAGUUCUGGCAAUGAGCAAGUAUCGACUGAUCGACUCCCAAAAACGUCGGUGGAUCUGCUGGAGCUGGGUCUGACCAAGCACAGGAACUGUCAGAGAAUAGUUGUGCUUGGUGCACCUAAAGUGGGUAAAACCAACAUUCUCCGGCGGUUCUUGGGUAAAGAAUUUGAAGAGCACUAUGAACCUACAACUGAGGACUUCCACAGAAAGCUGUUCCACAUUGGAGGAGAGGCAUACCAGAUCGAUCUCCUGGACGCCUCAAGUGAGAGGGACUUCCCUGCAAAACGGAGGUUAUCCAUCCUGACAGGUGACAUCUUUCUGCUCGUCUUCAGUUUAGAUGACAGAGACUCUUUUAGAGAAGUCUGUGAGCUCCUGGACGAAAUCACAACUGCUAAAGCAAAGUUACUAAAAUUAAAAAAUCCCGCAAGAGUGCCGGCCGUGAUAUGCGGGAAUAAAGUGGACUUGGAAGCAGAGAGAGCCGUCAGCCGGUCAGAGGUGGAAGAAGUCCUCGGUGAGGAUGUCUCAUUCUUCGAAACCUCGGCAAAAGACGGUUCUGGACUGGAGGGUAUGUUCAGUACCCUUGCCGCUCUGGGCGGACUGCCUGGCGAGACCAGUCCUUCCCGGCAUGAGAUCAUAUCCAUCCUCACCUACCAGUCGCUGUGCAUCGGGCAGCGAGGCAGGAGAGGAAGCCGGACGCGGGGACUCGGUGCGCCCUGUGCCGCCGUGGACCCUCUGGCACGCCGCCCGAGCUUCACCAGCGACCUUCGGAUGGUGCUUGGAUCAAGCACCAAACAAAAGAAACCAGAGAAGUGUCAGAUUCAAUGA
Molecule: messenger RNA, 1059 nt
Organism: Toxotes jaculatrix (banded archerfish)
Lineage: Eukaryota; Metazoa; Chordata; Actinopteri; Toxotidae
Gene: rasd2a
Product: RASD family member 2
Exons: 2
Coding region: 1-1059 (352 amino acids)
Molecular function (GO): GTPase activity; GTP binding
Source: RefSeq, a predicted model, not a curated record